GUCAUAUAAAGUCAUAUGAAACAAAUUGUUGGUGAACUCCUUGAACGUCCAGAUUUAAUAUGGUACCAUUAAUUCCUCUAAUUUUAUUGACCUGCGAAACUAAUGAUGGUUUUCUCCAAGGCAAAUUUACCCAACUUACGCAGACUUUUUGUAGAAGCCAGAACGGAUGCUGAAGAAAGCACAUAUUCGAGGAAUGCUGUAGGUUUCUGUUAUGAUCGAAUCUUUAAGGUUUCUGACUAACGGAUUAUAGUUCUACAACAUAGUUCUAUUCAUAUCAUCUAUUGCAGUAUUCAGUGUUAUUGCACAACGUGUCAGCAAGAUUCAGACGUGAUCACUGGCAAUAGGAUGCUCCAGCCUGGGAACGGGAAAGAGACCGGAAACAAUCUCCUGCACGAAGCUUGUCAUUAUUUGACUUUUUUGAAGGCUUGAACAUUAUGGCUUGGCCUCGUGUGAAUGAGUACACGAGAGCUCACCAAAUGUAUAACCGAAAGACUUAGUGUCGUACGAGUCCAACACACAUGCAUUGGAAGACGCUGUCCUCGAUAUCCACAAGAUUCAGAUUAAGGUGAAGCAGCGCAGUGGUUGAGCACAGAAUGCUUCAUGUUGCUCUACCACUCCCAAUGCCUAGACAACAUGUCAUUAUAUGACCUCCUACACAAGGCCCAAUCACAUAUGAGUUUAUGCCUUCUCAAUGACUCCUUGGUAUACCACCCACGUCCCUCCAUUAUUACCUAGGGACUCAUUCCUUCCUAUCCAUUUACUCCCACCACCCCGG
Molecule: messenger RNA, 775 nt
Organism: Sclerotinia trifoliorum
Lineage: Eukaryota; Fungi; Ascomycota; Leotiomycetes; Helotiales; Sclerotiniaceae
Source: the annotation of a GenBank genome assembly